AUGAGUGUCAAAAUCGGGAGAGCCACACACGAGGCCAAAACCCGGUCCGAACCCAAAACCCUUAGGGUGUCCGUUUGCUCGGAAACUUGCAUAGUACCGAGCUCGGCUGCAAACGCGCUUCCGAUUCUCCCUGCGACCACAAUAGAUGUGACGACUGGGCUUAGCUCCCGAGAGAAAGCGAGGGCCAAAACACCGCCUACGGAUCGGUUGAGGCCGAGUCGAGUGAACUCGCGCACGAAUUGGAUUGUAAAAGCCAUGCCCACAAAUGCAGAGGUUAAGAGGCAGACGCCGACGGAUCUCGGGCCCACGCAUGCCAGCUGUUGGAGGGUGUUUUUCCAGUGGAUUUUGCCGUUGAGGGAUCGGGUGAUGACUUGGCCGGCGAGGAUGAGGAUGGAGAGGGCACGCCAGAGGUAUCUGGGUGGGGCCCAGUUUGAGAGGAGUGUGUUUGGUCUGUCGUUUGGUUCGUUUGGUUGUUCUUCUUCUGGGAUGGAAGAGGCGAUUGGGUUGCCGUCGCUGGUGGUUAGGGCAGCAGCAAUGGGUGAGGGCUUUUGGAGAUGA
Striga asiatica is the source of this 558-nucleotide messenger RNA. NCBI's taxonomy places the organism in Eukaryota, Viridiplantae, Streptophyta, Magnoliopsida, Lamiales, Orobanchaceae. The record is from the annotation of a GenBank genome assembly.